GUUUACUCGAGUCUCCGGGCAGAUAGUGCUGUGCCGUUGGCUCGUGCCGUAGUGGGUCUCAACAACAACUGACAGCUCGACUUACCGAGCAAGGAUUCCCUGGAAAAUCGGCGAGUUUCGCGUUUUAUAUCCAAUCGACGAUUUUUUUUUUUUUAAUUUAGCCCAAACCAUCAAAACUACGGUUUUGAUUUCUUUUCUUCUGAGGAAUACCUUGAGGGCCACCUAACAUGGACGAAAGUGUCGCGUUGACGUUUAUUGUUUGGAAAAGACAAAGAUAGUGUUAGUGACUCUUCCCUAAAUCGUCAGGAUCCGGUGUUGACAGCAAUGCAUGAAAUUCUCGCUGUUUGGUUUUGUUCAGGACCUUUGCCAAUCUGUGUUGUCAGUGGAAUGACUAAAAGGAAUGCUGAAGUGUCAAUGGAUUCAUUGUUAUAAUUUUGUCAUUGUAUCUUAUCGAUCCUUUAUUCCUAGAUCGACCGACGUCUAGUCUAUGAAUCGAGAAAGUACCAAAGCAUAAAAAGGCUAAAAAGGUUUCUCGGUAAACUCGAUCUCUUGUCGCCGGUAUUUUCCUUAUCGUGACACCUGACGUAUGCCAUACACGACUCGUGCGUGCUACGAUACAUCUACGCUUUACAUAGUAAACGUUUUUUUCAGAUAUGCUUGAUAAUUAAUGAAAACAUCAUAAUACUUAUCGAUAAGGUCGCAUGGUUUAACUCGCACUAUCCGACGGACAGUGGAUAUAGCGUCGAGACACGCGGUUGGUUUCUGUUGUUUAUUUUUUUUUUAUUUCCACAAACGUUCUAUCGAAUCUCUGUUCCCGAAAGACUAUGCCAAAAUAUUUUCAUAUCAUAUCGUAUCGGAGCUUGUGGAAAUGAUCGUAUAAGCUUUGUCGACGGAUGGAUCAAGGGAGAAUCGGAAAAUGUGAUCGAAAAGGCCUCAAAGAGAGAACAUAAAAAGAAUAUCCAAUUCUUGAAUAUUCCUUUGAUGAGAAAAGAUUGAGACCUCUCCGCAGGAGAGAAGAUCAAUCAUCGAGCUGGUACCAAACAUGGUCCUGGAACCAGGAGGCGGUUUGUCCUUUCCUUUGCCUCCUGGUAGCGGGUCUACUGCAUCCGGCGGCUCGCUUCUGGCACCGGCCAGAUUAUUUCAAAGAGCGACACCAGUCUUCCCGUUCCAUCUUACGGGAUGGCCACCUCAUCAUCCGGUUCUUGGGCAGGUCCAAAGCCAAGUUCAACAGACGAUGCAGGCCCAGCAUCAGGCAGCUGCAGCGGCUGUCAGAUUUCUCAGUCAUCAUCAUCCUCAUCAUCCUCAUCCUGCUUUAGGAAAUCAUCCGUUGGUACCGACGAUCACCGGUCAUCAUCCGGCAGCUCAUCAUCUUCAUCACAAUGCAGAUCAUGGCGAUGAGGAUGAUGAGAAAAAAGGCUGCGAUGGUGAAUCCGACGAAGGUGGUAGCAAAAGACGAAGGAGCAGGACCAACUUUAAUAGCUGGCAACUGGAAGAAUUGGAACGAGCCUUCCUGUCGAGUCAUUAUCCCGAUGUAUUUAUGCGGGAAGCUCUAGCAGUCAGACUUGAACUGAAAGAAAGCCGCGUCGCUGUAUGGUUUCAAAAUAGAAGAGCAAAAUGGAGGAAAAAGGAACAUACGAAGAAGGGACCUGGUAGGCCGGCACACAAUGCUCAUCCUCAGAGUUGCAGCGGUGAGCCAAUACCACCCGAGGAAUUGAGGAGGAAAGAACGUGAAAGGCGGCAAAAGAAAUUGUUGAAGGCUCUUGAGCGACAACAACGAAAACUUGCCGCUAAGGGUAUAACAGUGGACUUGUCGACUUUAAGAGCAGAGUGGGAGUCUCGAACAGCGGCAGCGUCAGGUAGCAAUUCUCUAAGCGGCCAUCUUGGAAAUUCCUUUGGACAUUUAGGUAACAACGAGAGUAGCAGCGUCUCCGGUUCUGGUAACGAUGCUAACGAAGAAAUCGACGUUGUUGGGGGUUUGGAUUCCUGUAGCGAAAGUGGAAGUGAGAGAGUUGAUUCAGCAGCCGACGGUUCCGUUGACGGGGAGUCUUAUCCAAGAUUGGUUAAUGGAAGCACCGAUCAGACAGAUCAGAGACAGAGCACGAAUCACGCGAGUACCAAUACACAAAAUCCAAAUUCGUCUUUGAGUCUGGAUCAUUUGAAUCAUCAACAAGGUAUUCAUCAUUGGGGUUUGAGCCUUCUCGAACGAAGACGGGAAUUAGUGAAUAUAUCUGUGGUCCGACAGGCAGCGAAUAAUAGUAACAACAACAAUAACAACAAUAACAAUAACAAUGUUACUCGACUGAUUAGGCAACAAAGUAGCGAGGAAGACGUUCAGAGUAGCAGUAUAGACUUGUCCGUGAAGGGUCGCGAGGAGAGAAAAAGGCUGAAUCCAUUUUCUAUCGACAGUCUACUCGGUAACAAUAACAGGACAAGUACACCUGUAAUUAAUCAGAAUGAACAUCGAGCUUCCACGCCUACGUUGUCGAAUGGAAGGGAGUCAAGUACUCCAACGUCACCUAUUUCGGUGCCCACUUCGCCGUCCACGACGUAGUGACGUUUCGAUAGUUUAGUCCGAUUUUCUGUAUGUUCAUUUUUGACAAAGUCGAAUGAAAAAAGAUGUUGACGUGUUUGUUUUGGACUUUCGAUAUUUUUUCAAUCCAAAUAUCGUGAUUGUUCGAAUAAUUAAACACGUUUAUCAGAAAUUACAAAUGAAUACAGGACUUAUCGGUAACUUCGAUGACUUCUCGCGAUUGUAGUAAAUCUUCCAAACUUCCAAAGACUGGGACUAUCGAGAAAGAAUAAUAAAAUAAAAAAAGAAAAAAAAAAUUA
Molecule: messenger RNA, 2829 nt
Organism: Vespa mandarinia (Asian giant hornet)
Lineage: Eukaryota; Metazoa; Arthropoda; Insecta; Hymenoptera; Vespidae
Biological process (GO): regulation of DNA-templated transcription
Molecular function (GO): DNA-binding transcription factor activity, RNA polymerase II-specific; sequence-specific double-stranded DNA binding
Source: RefSeq, a predicted model, not a curated record